CUAUCACAAGUUGCUAUAAAAAUUAUUGGAACGUCAACAAACAUAUGCCACGAAAGAAAAUAUUACGAUUUGACGAAUUAUGAUUUUAAAAAAAAUAUCACUGACACAAAAUUAAACCCAAUUUUAACCGGUUAAUACACAAAAUUAAAGGCAGCAAGAGGAGAGCCUGGUGAAAUUCAGAAAAAAAUCGACACUUGAGUGACGUGGACCUGGGACAUUUGUUGUUGAUUAGAAAAACAGCAUGUCAGCCAUAAGGAGGAAGCCAACGAGCAGCAAUGCCGACCAGGAGUUGCUCAUCGAGGAGCAAAAAAAGUUGGAGAAGGAGAAGGAGGAACCAAUCCCGGAUCUUACUGGAGAUCGGCGUAAUAUAGCCAUCCUGUUAUUCCUGUAUGUGCUUCAGGGUAUUCCCAUUGGCCUGAUAUCAGCUAUUCCCAUGCUGCUGCAGAAUCGGGGAGCCAGCUACAAACAGCAAGCGGAGUUCUCCUUCGCCUACUGGCCAUUUAGCCUUAAGCUGCUUUGGGCUCCCAUUGUCGACUCUCUGUACAUCCGGCGAUUUGGUCGAAGGAAGUCCUGGCUGGUCCCAGUGCAGUACCUUCUGGGCGCCUUUAUGCUGCUCCUUUCGCUUAAUGUGGAUCGCUGGCUUGGCGGGAAUGGCGUAGACCCCAAUGUCCCGCUGCUGACGCUGCUCUUCUUCCUCCUGAACUUCCUGGCCGCCACACAGGACAUCGCUGUGGAUGGCUGGGCCCUAACCAUGCUGAAAAGGUGCAACGUGGGCUAUGCCUCAACGUGCAAUAGUAUUGGCCAAACUGCUGGCUAUUUCCUGGGCUAUGUGGUGUUCAUUGCGAUGGAGUCCAAGGAAUUCUGUAAUACCUAUCUGAGGGAUGUUCCUUCGGAGGAGGGCAUGAUAACACUACCGCGGUUCCUUUGGUUCUGGGGCAUCACCUUUGUGGUUGCCACUACUUUGGUGGCAAUUUUCAAGAAGGAGAACGACAUCGAGGACGACCACAUGGAGGCACGCUACACGGAGGAACACGAGCUGAACAUUCAUCAGAGCUACAAGAUCCUGUGGGACAUGGUGUGCAUGCGUCCCGUCCAGAUCCUCGCUGUAAUCCUGCUCACCGUAAAGGUCUCUUUCGCCGCCACGGAUGCUGUGACCAGCCUGAAGUUAAUCGAUGCUGGUGUGCCCAAGGACAAGCUGGCCUUGCUGGCGAUUCCCCUCAUUCCCCUGCAGCUUAUCCUGCCGCUGGCGGUGGGUCGCUAUACCAAUGGACCGCGUCCAAUGGACGUUUAUCUGAAAGCUAUUCCCUAUCGCAGUGUCAUGGCCACGGUGGCCACUGGAUUGGCCUAUGUCACCCCCUAUAUCAUCCGGGGAGGAGUUGUGCCGACUUAUUACUAUGUCUUGCUGGUCACCACUUAUGCCAUAUAUCAGGUAUUUCUCUACUCCAUGUUUGUGGCCGCCAUGGCCUUCUUCGCAAAGAUCUCCGACCCGGCGGUGGGUGGCACCUACAUGACUUUCUUGAAUACGCUGUGCAAUCUGGGCGGCAAUUGGCCCAACACCGUACUUCUGUGGCUGGUGGACGUGCUCACCUGGAAGCAAUGCUCCACAGAUCCGGAGAACACCUGCCUAGGGAAAGGGGAGCAACAGAGCUGCGAAGCUUCGGAGGGAAAGUGUGAGAUAACCUUCGAUGGAUACUAUCUGGAGUCGGGCUUCUGUGUGGUUUAUGGUGUUGUUUGGCUACUGGUGGUGCACAAGUGGAUUGUCUAUCUGCAGGACCUGCCCGUGCGAUCUUGGAAGGUGGUCAAGCAGAAGGCGAGGUAGCAAUUAACUGUGUGAUCCGGAGCUAGAUCCUCAUCCGGAUCCAGCGCCAACCCUUAGGUACAAGAAACUAAUUCUAGGACUAUGAGACGUUUGCAUUCUGUAGGCUAGCGUAAUUGAAAAUUCCCGCCUUGGUAUUGUUUUUUUAUAUAACUGAAAUUGAUUUUCCAAUGGAAAUAAAAUCAUAUGUUGAAUUGAGCGAA
Drosophila ficusphila is the source of this 2019-nucleotide messenger RNA. RefSeq names its product acetyl-coenzyme A transporter 1. Gene Ontology annotation, cellular component: membrane. Gene Ontology annotation, molecular function: acetyl-CoA transmembrane transporter activity. NCBI's taxonomy places the organism in Eukaryota, Metazoa, Arthropoda, Insecta, Diptera, Drosophilidae. The coding region runs from base 242 to 1819 and encodes 525 amino acids. The transcript is spliced from 3 exons. The record is from RefSeq and is a predicted model, not a curated record.